AUGCCCAGCUUCAGUCGCCUGGGCAAGCACAGCAACCGUUCGCAGCACGCGGUUGCCGAGGCAUCGCCGCAGCAGCAACAGCAGCAGCAACCCGCUGGAGCUUCGUCGUCUCAACAACCUACAAGAGCACCGCCAGCGCCGGCUGAGGCAGAUUUGCAGCAGCACCCGCCGCACCCCGACGCGACCCCUCAGUCAGCCUUGCGGACGAGCGCCCUCAGCUCGAGCGAGUCGUUUAACGUUGCGCAGCAACAACAGCAGCAGCAACAGCAAUUGCAAGCACAGCAACAGCAGCUUCAGCAGCAACAGCAGCAGCAGCAGCAGUCCGGAGCUGGUGCUGGUCCGGCUCUCCUGUUUCACUCGGGCUCGUCCGGCGUCGGCCCCUCGCCUGUGCAGAACCCCGCCGUCAUUGGAUCAGCGCCCGCUUUUGAUGGCCGCCAGCAGCUCCAGCAGCAUCAGCUGAAUCAACAACAGUCUCAACCGCAGCCUCAGAUUCAACCGCAACUCCAGCAUCAGCACCCGCAUCAGCUUCCGCAUCAGCUUCAGCAACCGCCUCUACCGCCCCAGCAGAGCACCGGCAAGCUGCAGAAGCAACAGCCGCCGCCCGCAGGUGACUUUGCAGAAGCCGCCUCCGCCGUCCGCCAGAGUCAGCGCUACAGCGCAUCGCUCCACCACCUCUUCAACGUCUCGCAGACGUCACUCAACGAACCGACGGGCCACCACCAGGGCCAACAGGCCGCGAACGCCUCCGCUUCAGCCUCGCAAGGCUCUGCCCCCGAGAAGCGAUCGGCUCGCAAGAUCAUCAAGGGCAUCUUCUCCGGCCGCAACAGCCACGACAACCACCGCGAGGCCCCCGCAGCCUCUCAGUCGUACGACAACACCGUCGGGCUCGCCCGCAGGCCGUCCAAGCGCAUCGGUCACAGCAACCCCCCCAACGUCAAGACGGGACUCUCGCCCCAGCCCGACCGCGACUGGCACACGCCCAACUCGUCCGUCCACCAGACGUCGCCGCUGCAAGGAGUGGGCGAGGCCGAAGAGUACGGCUACGAUCACGACCAGGCCCGCCUCCAGCACGACCCUCGGCUGUCCGCGCCGCCCGUCAACACCAUCCGCGAGGGGCUUGCCGACGAGAUACAAUCGCCCUACGACGACUAUCACCACUCGCAGCAGCAGCAGCCCCAGUCUGCCCACCCACAGGUAGCGCUUGCAUCUCAGGAAUCCCUGCAGCAACAGCAGUUUGAGUUUCAGCAACAGCAGCAGCAGCAGCAGCAACAACAGCAGUUUGAGUUACAGAUACAGCAGCAUCAACAGCAGCAGCAGCUUCAGUACGAUCCCCAGCAGGCCGUCUACGAUCAGCAGGGCCACCCUCAGCAACAGCAGCAGCCAUUGCCACACGCCCCCCAGCAGUAUUACGCCGCCAGCUCACCGCAAGAUCAAUAUCAGCAGACGACAGACCCGCGCAUCGUCACCACGCAUCUAGGCCAACAGCAGCUGCACCAGCAGCAGAACCCGGAAACCAUCUCUCAGCUCUCACGCGAGUCGCCAGCCCCCGACUCGGACCAGCGUUCUCUCAACCAGCAGCUGGACCAGCAGCCGUCACCUGCCGUCCAUUACUCAGUGCCGGCGCAAGAAUCCGUCUCCAGCAUCGCUCUCCCCCCCGUCCAGCCCACGAACCAGCAGCAGCAGCAGCUCUCGCAACCUGCCAUGGCACCGCCCGGAGGAGGCGCGCCCACGAACCGUCGACCCGGAGACGCUGACAAGGCCCUUCCUGGCGCACCCCCUGGAUAUCGCCACACUCACACCAACUCCAACAUGACCUCGGUGCCCGGCGCACCUCUCCAGCCCGGCCAACAGCCUGCUGGUGCUGGUGCUGCCGCCGCUGCAGGUGCCGCUGCCGGCGGCGCGGGUGCCCCUCCACGGUAUGAAGCGGCGACUGGCGAUCAGGGCCGGAAUAGUCCUCAGCCUUCGACUCAUGAACGCGACAAUGCCGAAUCGGAAAAGGCGUUUAAAGAAUUAUUAACAAAGUAUAAGAACGUGAAGCGCCUCUACUUUGAUGGCAAGUCCCAGAUCGAACAGCUUAAUGGCCAGAUUGAGCAUCUGCAGAAUGCCGUCGCCAACCAGCGCAUGUCGCAGUCGCGGACCGCCCUCGACGACAACGAGUACGUCAACAGGUUCAACCGGCUAAACGGCGCCAUCAACAACCUGUCGUUCAACAUUCGCAAGGACUGGCGACGCCUGCCCCAGUGGCUCGAGAAAUUCGUCAGCCCCGACGCCCUCAAGACGGGUAAGCAGGAGAUGACGGCGGUGGGCAGAGCCGUCAUCACCAAGUGGGUAGUGGACGAGGUCUUCAACAAGUGCUUCCACCCAGACUUGGACGCCGCCUUUAGCAGCCAGCUCAAGGAGAUUGAGCUCCACAUCCGAGGCAACGCGUACACGAUGCACAGCCAGGAGGAGUUUGACGCGCUGACAACGAAGGUGGUCAACUGGCGGAUGGCGACGCUGGACGGCUUGCAGCACAAGCUCAACUCGACAACCGCAGCAGACCACCGCGCAGGGCUGAUAGCCAAGAUGACAACCAACCUGGCCGCACACCUGUACCAGUUCCUCAACGAGCCGCCGCCGGCCGGAGUCGAAGGUAGCACGUCGAUGAUUGUGGAGCUGGCCAUUGGCAUCGCCGCCAACCUGCCGCGGGAGAGCCGAGACGUGACCAUCAUGUAUCCUCUGCCGGGAGACGUGAUGCAGGCGGGCUUCAUGGAAGUCGAAAAGGGCGGGCUGCCUUCUGUCGAUGGCCAGAAGGAGGGAGAGGCCAAGUUGGAUGCCGAUUCAGAUAAGGAUAAGAACAGCAGCAGCGGAGAUUCGAGUAAGGCCGGUCCCGGCCGCGUGCGAUUUGCAGGAUUUGUGGCCAUUGAAGUAAGGGGGCGACAGGUGUUGAUGAAGGCCCCGGUAUGGACAUUGUAG
Trichoderma aggressivum f. europaeum is the source of this 2955-nucleotide messenger RNA. RefSeq lists its product as uncharacterized. NCBI's taxonomy places the organism in Eukaryota, Fungi, Ascomycota, Sordariomycetes, Hypocreales, Hypocreaceae. The transcript has 3 exons. The record is from RefSeq and is a predicted model, not a curated record. Bases 1 to 2955 code for a protein of 984 amino acids.